This is a messenger RNA of Strongylocentrotus purpuratus (purple sea urchin), 2538 nucleotides long. RefSeq lists its product as uncharacterized. The coding region runs from base 17 to 1993 and encodes 658 amino acids. The record is from RefSeq and is a predicted model, not a curated record. Lineage: Eukaryota; Metazoa; Echinodermata; Echinoidea; Camarodonta; Strongylocentrotidae. The transcript is spliced from 2 exons.
GAAGAGACACCCUAAAAUGAUGCGACAAUCAGAUGACACAAGACCCUUUGCCCUCGUCGGUAUGACGCAGGCAGAAAGGAAAGUCUUGCUGGAUCUAGUUCGACAGGAGGCUCCUGAUUUGCUGCACCCUGGAGCUGUUAAACGGAUACGGUCUGGCACUUGGGCCCUCAUCAUGAAAAAAUUCAACGAAUCCUGCUCGUGCUAUAGAACUGUGGCCCAGCUGAAGUCCUGCCUCCAGAACAUCAUGCGCAAAACCCUCCAGAAAAAGGCCGGAGGAGGGACCGCGCAGCAGUCAUUUCGCAAGAUCAACUUCACACUUUUCGAGAAGAAUUUGAUUCUCAAUCUGGGAAAGCAGCGACCGGUUGUUUUCUCCAAGCUGAAAGACGGGCAGACGCAAGCGGUCAAGAGGAAAGCUUGGACUGAAAUGAUGUGGACAUUCAACAGGACUCAGGGCAUCAAGACACAGCGCACAGCGAGAGAGAUUAAGAACUGUCUGGUCAACAUGACCAACAGGAACAAAGAGGUUGAUGAGUUCCUCAAGUCACAAAUGCCUGAAUAUGCAAGGCAAAAUGAUAUCCCUGAACAGCCACACUUAGAUGGAACAGUGGUCCUUGGGGGUGUAUCGCAUCCUGUAACAAACGUCCAUGGGACUCCUGUAACACAGAACCCAAUGCAAUCACCUACUAGUAGCGUGCAACGGAGAGGUACUAUGGCUAACAACAAAAAAUCUCAGCCGGCACAGAGUAAUAAGCCUCAAGUUCCCAAACACAGAUUCCUCUUGCCCAAACCUCUGAGUGCACCAGCAUCUUCUUUCCCAAAUAGGUCAACACCAGUUCUCAUAGGUGCUGUUUCCCAAAAUGUGCCAACUCCCCAAACAAGCAUACCACAGAAUAACCAUCCCACCCUGACACACCCAGUUCGAACAAUAUCUGUCCCCCAAGUAUCUAUGAGUUCAUCACAGUUAUCGCCCCCAGUCUCAACUCUUCGGACACAACCUACCCAGUCAGCACUGCCUCACGUAAUGCAGGCGGGUCCAGCUCAACAAGUACAAUCAUCACCAGCACAGCCCAUAGUUCAUGUCCAGACAUUUUCAUCAUCUCAAAUACAACCGUUGCAGCCCAUGUCUGUUCAACAGACCCAAUCUCACUGCUUGCCUCCUGCACAAGAUUCUGACCUCGGAUUAUCCGGUUGGAUUCCAGAAACUCAAUCACAGCAUCAUCAAAACCCAUCGUCCAGCAAGCCUGCAGUGGAUGAGACCUUAGCGGAGACAAGAGAUGAUUGUAUCAUCGAGAUCAAGGAGGAGAGUGGUUCUGAUCCGGAAGAGCUGUAUGGGCUUGAGCAACAGUUAUCCGCAACACCAAUGGAGAUCCACAAAUCCCCAACAGAUACGUCACAGUUACCAAGAUAUGGAGAUCAACUCAUGAAUUCAGGUGUAAACAGAAACCAACUCCAAGUACCACCUGCCAAGUCUACGACACCGCAACAACCAGAGGAGCUUUCCAGUGAGCAAGAUGGUAUGGGAAAUGUACAGAUCAAGGUGCACAGAGAUCGUGGGGAGAGCCAAGUAGGGCAGAACCAAGCUUUCCCUUCAUCCAGCUUUACAUCCUCACUCCCAACUGAAGAGAACCAUCAUCAUUCCUCUGGCUAUCUCAUUCAGACCAGCUCUCAGUUCGCCUCUCAAAGCCAACUUCUCUCUCAAGAUUCGAGCUGCUCCACGAACGGGCUAACCACCGAUCUUUCCACCGAGAUACAGGAUAGCGGCAUCCACCGGUCGGAGCCCGGCAAAGACGCAGACGGCUCUCGCAGGGCCAGGCUCAAGAGGAGAAAGGAGAGCGUCGGCACUUUGAAGAAGCGUCUUUUGCAACGGGAGCACGAUCUUCGAAUUCAAAUGUCGAGAGAGGAGCAUGCCUGGUUGUUGGAAGAACACAUGUGGAAGCGAGAGGAACACGAGCUACGCAUGAACAUGAUCAGGAUCAACUCAAAAUUCUCAUAAAUGUUUACAGAGGCUGGUGUAAUAUUAUGGUCAACGCUUUCUCGGCUUCUGAACAAAUUUGAAAUUUGGAAUAAAUUUUGGAGUAAAGAGAGAACAAUCUAGUUUUGUCACACCCACACAUAUAAUGUAAUUCUACCAUUGUAACAGUAGGCCUGUCUUCGUCAGACCAAAGUUUGCAAAAUAACCGCUAUUUUAACUAGCCCGAUCUCAAAUUUUCAUCAGCCAGCAGUUGCAAUUAGUGGGCUAUUUGGUCGAGAAAAUAUCCUGAAAAAUUUUGGUCAUGUUUCCAAAAUAGCCCGAUAUUUAGGAAGUAGCCGGCUAAUUUGCGCUAGUUUGUGAUGAGCAUAUCGGUCUGGUGAAGACACAAUUACGAGCUUCAGGAAAAAAACAUCCCGAGUCUAAAGAUAGCGAGUUAAUUUGCAACUUCAGUGUGAUAUAGACAGGCCUAUUGUGUCAGUCUUACCAUCUUUUAAUCCACAGUGAAUAAAAAGCUUAAAUGGCGUUAUGAAGGGAUUUACCACAGGAGCCGGGUUUAUAUGCUGAGU